Molecule: messenger RNA, 2349 nt
Organism: Dendrobium catenatum
Lineage: Eukaryota; Viridiplantae; Streptophyta; Magnoliopsida; Asparagales; Orchidaceae
Exons: 1
Coding region: 1-2349 (782 amino acids)
Biological process (GO): DNA transposition
Molecular function (GO): DNA binding; transposase activity; zinc ion binding
Source: RefSeq, a predicted model, not a curated record
AUGGAUUCGAACAAUUUCUGUUAUAUUGUAUUCAAAUAUGGAGGAUAUUGGAGUGUUGUGAAGGGACAGACGAGGCUAAAAUAUGUUGGUGGUAGUCAAAGAACUUUAAAGUUUGUGAGAAGUGAUGUUAAUUUAUUUUUACUGAAAGAACAAACUGAAGCACUAUGCCCGUGGCUAAGGGCGCAUGAAUAUGACCUACACUAUCACAUCCAUGGAACAUCACCAAAAAAUUACAUGUCCAUUAUAAGUGAGACAGAUGUUUUGGAUAUGCUUACAUAUUCUUCUGAUUCCCACAAAAUGGAGGUGGUUGUCGUUGUGAAAGAGCUUGAAGAAGAUAUAGGUAUUGCUUGUGAUAGCCAGCAUGAUACAAGUUGCAAAAUAAUGACAAACAAUGAUAUAAUAGUUGGUGGAAUGUCUGAAGGUAUUCUUGACAGUCCAGAUUUAGAGGAAAAUUCUCUUAUUGUAGGAUCAAGGUUUGAGGAUUCGUUCAGUUUCAAACAAGUUAUUCGUUCCAACGCGAUCAUACAUAACUUUGAUAUCAAGAUUAAGGCUAGUGACAAAUCAAGAGUUAUUGCUACAUGCUCAUACCGUGGUUGUCCUUGGAGGAUACGAGGUUCUUUAUGUUCUGAUGGCCACUCCUUUGAAGUGAAGAAAUUAAAUCCUAUACAUUUAUGCCCCGGGGUAAACAGAGCUGGGAACAAACAAGCAACUGCUAGCUGGGUUGCCCAAGAAAUCCAGGACCUUGUCAAAAGAAAUCCUGAUAUUACACCCAAGGACAUUAGUAAUAACUUGGAGACUACUUAUGGUUUGAGUUUACCAUACAUGAAAAUAUGGCGAUCAAGGGCACUAGCAAGAGACCAAAUGUUUGGAUCAAUAGAUGAUAACUACAAGUGGGUUCCAACUUUGAAGACCGAAUUGCUCAAAAGAAAUCCAGGCUCUCAUAUAACAUAUCAAUGUGACAACCAGAACAAAUCAUUCAAGAGAUUCUUUGUUAGUUUUAAAGUUUGUAUUGAUGGAUUCCUCGCAGGUUGUAGAUUUUUAAUUGGUGUUGAUGCGUGCCAUUUGAAAUCAAAAUAUUUAGGUGUACUACUAUCUGCAAAUUGUCUUGAUGGGAAUAAUGGUCUCUUUACAAUUGCAUUUGCCGUUGCUGAAUCCGAAUCAAGGAAGAGUUGGGAGUGGUUCUUGAAGAACUUGUUAGAAGCUUUAAAUUGUGAUAUAGAACAUUUGGCAUUCAUAUCAGAUAUGGAGAAGGGGUUAGGUGAAGCAAUUAAGGUUGUUUUUCCAACAGCCGAGCACAGGGUGUGCAUGAGACACCUUUGGAAGAAUAUUAAGAAAUUUUUCCGAUGUGAAGAUGGCCAUAAAUUACAGAAGUUGGUUUGGACUGCUGCAAAUACUUUUAGUCAGCACAAUUUCAAUGCAUAUUUUGAAGAAAUCCGAAGCUUGUCACCUGGAGUAUAUUCUUACCUAUCUGCAUUGAAAUGUAAGUGGUCUAAAUCCACUUUUUCUCUACAAAUUAAAAACCACUAUAACACAAACAAUAUGUCGGAAUCUUUCAAUGCAUGGGUGGACGAGGCUAGGAGUAAGCCAGUUGUGGAUCUAAUCGACAUGGUUAGAGGAAUGAUGAUGGAACAACGUUCUCAAAGGAAGAUCAAUUGCAGUUCUUGGAAGGGGCCACUUGUCCCUUGUGUGGAGGAGUAUCUUAGAGAUGUUACAACAACAAAAAAUCACUUUAUUAUUCGGGAAUCUACUUCCACCAAGGCUGAGGUCGAAGGAAGAAAUGAUCGUCAUGAGGUGGAUAUUGAGAACCGUAUUUGUAGUUGUGGAUUUUGGCAAGUGUGUGGACUUCCAUGCGUACAUGGUGCAUCAUUCAUUGGAUCGAAACACUACAAUUUAUGGCACACAUACGUGGACGAGCACUACUACACUUUUCGGUUUGCUUCCAAAUCUUAUUCAUGCACUAACAUAUUCAUUUAUUUUGUUCCUAACAUCACUUUUUUUAGCAGAUAUAAAAGGGCGUAUGACGGAGCAAUCGGAACACUUCCGGGGAAGGAGCAGUGGUUGAUACUUAGUGAUGGUGAAGUUGUUGGUCCACCAAUUUCACGUAGGCCCCGCGGUAGACCGAAGAAAAGAAGAAUUAAAAACUUCUUAGAAACUACAAAAAAAGCUAAGUUGAGUCAUAAGUGUGGACGUUGUAAUUCAUGGGGACACCAUAGAAGCACCUGUAAGAACCCUUUAAAUGGUGGUAGUGAAGGCAAUUAUAAUGAAUUUGAGAUGCCGACAACUUCAGCUCCACGUGAAAAAAUGCCAAUCAGACGUGCUGAUCAUGAAGACAACUUCAGCUCCACGUGA